CCUCUACUUUUCUGUCUUCUUUCUCUCAACCUUCCCUUCUUUCCUCUAUAAAUAACACACCUUUCGCACCUUAUCAAUUUCAUCAAAACCUUUCAAUUCCCAAAACUCACGAAUAUUACACCCCUCAGGUGCAUUAUUAUUCAUUCACGCUUAAUUAUGGCAAGCCCGUUAUUACGUACCCUUGAAAUCACAGUGAUAUCUGGGGAAGACCUACGAAACGAUCGAAGACCCAUCAAGAAGAAUGCUUUCGUUGUUGUACGAACCGAUUCUUACAACUCUCGUAGGACAGAUAUGGAUACUGACGGCGGGAGCUGUCCAAAGUGGAACCAAAAACUCGUGGUGGACAUGUCAAUGCAUGCGCAGUUUAUAACGUUGCAGGUUCAAUGCAAGACUUCGUUGGGCGAUAAAACUGUGGGGACGGCAAGAAUUCCGGUCUCAGAUUUUGUUGGGGGGUACGUGCCCGAGAGUUAUUUGCAUUUUUUGAGUUACAGGUUGAGAGAUCAUAAUGGCGAGAGGAAUGGGAUUGUGAAUAUCUCUGUGAGAGUUAAGGUCCCAGAAUACGCAUCGUGUUCGAGGACAGAGUUGGGAAUUCCUUUGGGGAUUUUGGGGCAGAGGAAUUUUGGUGGUGGGAUUGUGACUGGGGUUCCAGUUUCGUGUAACUAUCCUGUAAAAUAAGGAUUUGGUUCCAAAAACAAGGAAAAACACCUACAGUCCCAUGUGUGAUGUGUCUUCUAUUGUUUGUCAAAAUAUUAAUUGAAUAUAUAUACAAUUUGUUAAAGAAAAAUUUGUUUAGAA
This is a messenger RNA of Quercus robur (English oak), 795 nucleotides long. Its product is annotated as BON1-associated protein 2. Gene Ontology annotation, biological process: defense response. The record is from RefSeq and is a predicted model, not a curated record. Bases 157 to 675 code for a protein of 172 amino acids. The transcript has a single exon. NCBI's taxonomy places the organism in Eukaryota, Viridiplantae, Streptophyta, Magnoliopsida, Fagales, Fagaceae.